Messenger RNA from Alternaria atra, 1266 nucleotides. RefSeq lists its product as uncharacterized. The transcript has a single exon. The coding region runs from base 1 to 1266 and encodes 421 amino acids. Gene Ontology annotation, molecular function: FAD binding. The record is from RefSeq and is a predicted model, not a curated record. Lineage: Eukaryota; Fungi; Ascomycota; Dothideomycetes; Pleosporales; Pleosporaceae.
AUGGCGUCAGCAAAGCCCAAGGACAUUGUAAUCGUAGGGGGCUCUUUGGGCGGCCUUUUGACCGGUGUCGCAUUGAAGCGCCUUCGCAAAGACCUUAACAUUCGCAUCUUCGAACGUAAUCCGACACCGCUUCUUCAGGAUCAGGGUGCUGGUGUGGUGGCUGGACAAGACGUGCAGAAGUUCUUCAAAACGCACGACCGAAGCCAAACUGCAUUGACAAUUCCAAGUCAUCAACGACUUUACCUUGAUAAAGGAGGCAAGGUCAUAAACCGUCACGAUCAAGAGCAGUGCAUGACGAGCUGGGAUCUGCUGUACCAUCUUCUACGAACCAAUUACGACGGUACUGAAACCGACUACGCAAAGGCACCCGCAACGGAGGAAGGCGAGGGAAAGACAUCGUAUGAGUACGGGUGUACGGUAACGAGCGUUGCGGCGCCGAAACCUUCGUCAUCCUCGCUACUAGAUUUCUCAGAGCCCGUCAAGAUCACCGUCCAACACAAAUCUGGAGAGACUUUCACGACCGAUGCAGACCUUGUCGUCGCAGCCGAUGGACCCAGCUCCAAGAUACGCGCCGAGUACUUCCCUGAUGUGAAGCGAAAGUACGCCGGAUACGUAGCAUGGCGCGGCACGGUACCCGAAACGCAUGUUUCUAAGGCUGCCACCGAUGUCUUCGUCGAGAAGUUCCCAUUUUACCAUACCGAGGGUAUUCAGAUACUUGCGUAUACCAUACCGGGAAGAAACGGAACGACCAAACCCGGUGAGCGACUGCUGAACUGGGUCUGGUACGUGAACUACAAGGAAGAGUCACAGGAGCACGUCGAGCUCAUGACAGACAAUGAGGGAAACAGACAUCACAUUACACUACCACCAGGUGGAAUUAAGGAGGAUGUAUGGAGACGACAAAAGGAUCUAGCUAAUGAGAUACUUCCACCACAGUUCGCUGAGCUUGUCAACAAGACUGAGGUACCCUUCGUACAAGCCAUCACAGACGUUAUCGCACCCACUGCUUUGCUAGAGAACGGUAGGGUACUAUUACUUGGCGAUGCACUGGCAGGCUUUAGACCACACACGGCGGCGAGUACAAAUCAGGCUGCUCUGGAUGCUAUGAAGCUUGCCGGUGCUGUUGAGAAGAUCAUAGAAGGAAGCGGGAUGGAAGUGCUAAAGAAUUGGGAAGCAGAGGUAAUAGAAUAUGGUAAAGAGCUGCAAAGCCACGGUGUGCAGAUAGGCAAUCGGAGUCAGUUCGGUGAGCAUCCGAUGCAAAGGUAA